Messenger RNA from Sipha flava (yellow sugarcane aphid), 1851 nucleotides. It is a transcript of the gene rl, whose product is annotated as mitogen-activated protein kinase 1. Gene Ontology annotation, cellular component: nucleus; cytoplasm. The record is from RefSeq and is a predicted model, not a curated record. NCBI's taxonomy places the organism in Eukaryota, Metazoa, Arthropoda, Insecta, Hemiptera, Aphididae. Gene Ontology annotation, molecular function: ATP binding; MAP kinase activity. The transcript has 9 exons. Bases 178 to 1263 code for a protein of 361 amino acids. Gene Ontology annotation, biological process: intracellular signal transduction; protein phosphorylation.
UCAAACGCGGAUAUCACAUCACACGCGCACUUACACAUCCACAUACACACAGACGCGUGCUCUCACACGUACGAACACUGACGCGAAAAUUGGCUUUUGACGAGCUUACUUGUGUGCUGCAAGCUUUCCGUUUUAUUGUUUUUGCAAUAUUCAUUGACACAGGGUGCUGUAGAUACUAUGUCGUCCGACAAUGCUGUCGGCGGUGGCCAGUCAAACCCAGAAAUGGUCAGGGGACAAAUAUUUGAUGUGGGUCCUAGGUACACAAACUUGUCCUAUAUUGGUGAAGGAGCUUAUGGAAUGGUUGUGUCGGCUUUUGACAAUGAAACCAACUGUAAAGUAGCCAUAAAAAAAAUUUCGCCAUUUGAACAUCAAACAUAUUGUCAAAGAACUUUGCGAGAAAUAAAAAUAUUAACUAGAUUUAAACACGAAAAUAUAAUUGAUAUAAGAAAUAUAUUACGAGCAGAGACUAUUGAACAAAUGAAAGAUGUAUAUAUUGUUCAAUGUUUGAUGGAGACUGAUUUGUAUAAACUAUUAAAAACUCAGAGACUGAGCAAUGAUCACAUUUGUUAUUUCCUCUAUCAAAUUCUACGAGGUCUAAAAUAUAUACAUUCAGCAAAUGUACUUCAUCGUGAUCUCAAACCUAGUAAUUUGCUUCUUAACACAACGUGUGAUCUCAAAAUUUGUGAUUUUGGUCUUGCUAGAGUUGCAGAUCCUGAUCAUGAUCACACAGGAUUUCUUACUGAAUAUGUAGCCACAAGGUGGUAUCGUGCUCCUGAAAUUAUGUUGAAUUCAAAAGGAUACACAAAAUCAAUUGAUAUGUGGUCAGUUGGUUGUAUUUUAGCUGAAAUGUUAUCUAACAGACCAAUAUUUCCUGGUAAACAUUACCUAGAUCAAUUAAACCAUAUAUUGGGAAUACUUGGUUCUCCAACUGCAGUAGAUUUGUUGUGUAUUAUUAAUGAUAAAGCUCGGAGUUAUUUACAAUCCUUGCCUUACAAACCAAAAAUAGCGUUUUCAAAACUUUAUCCUUCAGCUGAUCCUAAAGCAUUGGAUUUAUUAGAUAAAAUGCUUACAUUUAAUCCUCAUAAUAGAAUCACAGUUGAAGAGGCUUUAGCUCAUCCGUAUCUUGAACAGUAUUAUGACCCUGCUGAUGAGCCUGUUGCAGAAGAACCAUUCAGAUUCGUUACAGAGUUAGAUGACCUUCCCAGAGAAACAUUAAAACAAAUGAUUUUUGCUGAAACUGUGAAUUUCAAACAAAAUGUGUAAGCAAAAUAUGGAUACUUCAGGCUUAUGAUUUCCUUACAUUAUUUGGACUCUAAUUCUUCUAAAUAUUUGAACAUAAUAUUGCAUUUUGAUAAUUGAUACAUUUCUUGCUUCUUUAUUAUUUUUUAUUUACUAUAUGUCUAUAUAAUAAUCCUACCCUUAAGUCUAUAAUAUUCAUAUUAGUAUUAAGUAUGACUUUUAAAUUAGUUAAAUUAUAUGUAUUACUAUUAUUAUAAAUCGAGUAUUUAAUUUAUAUUAUUUGAUUUUAUUAAAUUUGUUGUUGCAUAAUUAGAUAUUAGUCCUAUAAAGUAUUUACCCUUUAGCAUAGUAUUUUCCUUUUGAAUCACAACUUUAAAUAUUGUUAGUUUAUUAUCAUUUAAUGUUACUAAUAUGAUAAUUUAAAGGCAAUCACUACAUUAUGAUCUAAAAUAUUUAGUUAGAAUUAAAUUAGUGUAAAUUUCUUAUCCCCAUCCGGCCAUUUCCCAAAUUCCCUGUCGUUUGUGAUAAUAUUCAUGGUACUUAUACAAUAUAUUUAUUUAUAUAUUUUAUUAGAUGUUGUUUAGAAAUAAAGUUGAUGUAAACAUUGUUGGA